AUUCUUAGUUUCAUCAAUCAGCAAAAGACAUCAGGCUCUUUCUUUCUCCCUUUUGAACAAAAAUCACAAAAGUAAAUACAUUCUUCUGAAUUUUCAAGGUUCUGUUAGUUAUAUAGGUUUUGCUGACACAUCACGGAGUAGCAAAUCUUUCUCGAGUUCUUCAGAUUUAACAUUGUCAUUCGCUGCUGAAAGAAGCGCUACUCCUAGAGAUAUUGUGACCACUUUUAGUUGAGAGAGAUUUGCUAAUCUGGAUGUACCUCCUUCACUAAGAUAGCUUUCCUCCGAAACGGUUGUUUGAAAUCACUCUUCAUCUUCUUAGUCAUUUUGAUAUUCCAGAUGCAAGCAUCCCAACGACCUCAAAUGUCUGGUGGCGUCCAUGGAUUAUACAAUCAGCCAAUGCAGCAAGUUGAGCAAUAUUACGCCCCUUACCAUUUCAAGAACAACAAUUGCAAUAAUACUAGCUCAGUGACACAGUUUACUUUUCAGACACAGAAUGAACAUUUCUUCACUCUGGACUCAUUGCCGGCUACUGACUAUGUUGUAUACGAUUCACCUACUGCCUUAAGUGUCUCUUCCAACAGGAGUCCCUUCUCGCCGCAAUGUUCACAGUCAUACAUGUCUGAUCUGCAUCACUCCUCUGAUAACAACACUUGUGGUUCACCUUUCAGUGGGUGUUCAGGAGUUGAUGAUGGUGACCUGAAACAUGUGCUUCGGGAGCUGGAGAAUAAGUUACUGGGGCCUGAAUCUGAUACUGACGACAGCUGCAGUUGCUCCUUUAAUGAUGUGGUCUCGAAACCUUCUUCCUUGACAAGGUGGAACCAAGUGUUGGACAUGGCGCCCAGCUUGAACUUGAAAGAGUUGCUCUAUGCCUGUGCUGAAGCAGUGUCAGAUGCUGAUAUCUCAACUGCUGAAAUUCUUAUGAAUAUUUUAGAGCAAAGGGUGUCAGUCUCUGGGGAACCUAUGGAACGAUUGAGUGCAUAUGUGUUGGAAGGGCUUAGAGCACGACUACUGUCGUCAGGAAGCAUCAUAUACAAAAAAUUGAAGUGCAAAGAACCGACUAGCUUGGAGUUAUUAUCUUAUAUGCAAGUCAUCUAUAACAUGUGCCCAUACUACAAAUUUGCUUAUAUGUCUGCAAAUGUCGUCAUCAGGGAAGCCAUGACGAAUGAGAACAGAAUCCAUAUUAUUGAUUUUCAGAUUGCACAGGGAAGUCAGUGGAUGUUCCUCCUCCACGAUCUUGCUCGUCGGCCUGGUGGACCCCCAUUUGUCCGCAUCACAGGUGUUGAUGAUUCCCAAUCAGCUCAUGCACGAGGUGGAGGACUUCAGCUAGUAGGCGAAAGGCUAGCAGAAGUUGCCAAGUCAUGCGGAGUACCUUUUGAAUUCCACGGUGCUGCACUAUCAGGCUGUGAGGUCCAAGUAGAGAAUCUUCAUGUUAGGCGUGGAGAAGCGCUGGCAGUAAACUUCCCUUACAUGCUGCACCACAUGCCAGACGAGAGCGUAAGCACGAUCAACCAUCGAGACCGCCUAUUAAGGCUAGUUAAGAGUUUGUCGCCCAAAAUUGUGACCUUAGCUGAACAAGAAUCAAACACCAACACCGCCCCUUUCCUUCCAAGGUUCCGUGAAACUCUUGAUUACUAUACAGCAAUGUUCGAAUCAAUUGAUGCAGCUCGCCCUAGGGAUGACAAGCAGCGGAUCAGUGCAGAGGAGCAUUGUGUCGCACGGGACGUUGUCAACAUAAUAGCAUGUGAGGGGGCCGACAGAGUGGAAAGGCACGAACUUUUUGGAAAGUGGAGGUUGAGACUUAUGAUGGCCGGAUUUACUCCAUGUCCAUUGAGUCCAUCAGUUGGUGAGACCAUCAACGAUAUGUUGAAGGAGUACAGCCCAAAUUACAGGUUUGCAGAAAGCGAAGGGGCACUCUACCUUGGAUGGAAAAAUAGAGCUUUAGCAACUUCUUCUGCCUGGAGAUGACAACUUGUUGCCUAUUAUUGUCAAACAUCUGUACAUUUUUGCCAUAUGAUCUCGACGUUUAUCUUUUGUUGAAGACUAGAAGAGUGUAUUUUUAACCCUUUUCGUUUCAUAUACAGAGCUCGGAGUAUGAAAUCUUAGGUUUUUACAUGCCAGCACAGGGAGGAAUAUCGCGAGUCUAAAAUAGAUUCCAUGUCUCAACAUCUGGUUUUUGUCAUUUUUCUCCAAGUUUAUUGGUUUUUCUCAUAUAGAUCUUGAGCUCUAUCUGCUAAUGUUUGUAUACAUGAAAUCCUGUUUCAGACUCUUCUAGUUGAGUACAAGGUUUCUUGGUUUUUUGUUUCC
Messenger RNA from Nicotiana tabacum (common tobacco), 2304 nucleotides. Its product is annotated as scarecrow-like protein 13. NCBI's taxonomy places the organism in Eukaryota, Viridiplantae, Streptophyta, Magnoliopsida, Solanales, Solanaceae. The record is from RefSeq and is a predicted model, not a curated record.